Molecule: messenger RNA, 2072 nt
Organism: Schizosaccharomyces octosporus yFS286
Lineage: Eukaryota; Fungi; Ascomycota; Schizosaccharomycetes; Schizosaccharomycetales; Schizosaccharomycetaceae
Product: ubiquitin-protein ligase E3
Exons: 1
Coding region: 193-1677 (494 amino acids)
Source: RefSeq, a predicted model, not a curated record
GUCAUCAACGAAUUUAGCGAUUCCAUGAACCUUUGACCAAAUUGAGGAAUUGGAGCUUACUUGAUAUCUACAAUUCUAUUCUGCUAGAAUUAUAGUGUUUGAUUUGCAAUUUAGUUUGCUUUAUGGAUCAAUGCGUUUGCUGAGAUUUUUAAAGACUUUGGCAGUGAAUUAGAAUCAAUACCUAUAAAAGCAAUGAGAAAAGAGGAUUCGAAGGCAGUAUUAAAAAAAAUUUCUAUAUAUUUUCUCUGUCCAGGUUGUAAUUCCUUGCCCAGCUGGCCUAUUACUCUUCCUUGUGGAGGAACUGUUUGUAGAGAUUGUUUUCGCGGAUUAUAUACGUACAGUGGUGAGAACGAUGUUAAUUCGCUUUCUCCUUCUAAAGCCUGUGUCUAUAAACAUGUACGGCCUCAUUAUUCUGUCGAAACGGAGACUAAAGAUGUUACCUUGGCAAAAGUGAUUGACUGGAUUCAGUCUACGCAGGAGAAACUUGGGCAAAUGCAGACAACUUCUUUGAAUAAUUCACUAUGCUCUGAUCAUAGAUUAGAGGCAGCGGAAUUUUAUGCAUCCAAGAAUGUGUCGUCGAAAACGGUAACAUCCGGUAUCAGCAUAGAAGAAGAAGCUAUGCAAGACUUCCCAACGAAUCGUUCUGAUCUUAGUUUACCAGACAUUCGAGAAAAUGAUACAAAGCUAAAUAUACAAGAGGCUUUGGCAAAAGAAUUGGAAUGCCAAAUUUGUUUUGGUAUGCUAUACGACCCAGUCGUGACCCCAUGUGGUCAUACAUUUUGUGGUCCCUGCUUGAUGCAAGCGCAGACUCAGUCUCCUCAAUGCCCUACUUGUCGCUCUUUACUCCCUUCUCCCGUGGUUUUGGAGCAUGCGAAAAGUCGUUGUAUACGUGCUUUUCUUCAAGAUUACUAUCCCAUUCAUUGGUUAGAAAGGCAAAAUAGUUGGGAAGAGGAAAAGGAGCAAGAAAGUUGGCUCCCUCUGUUUAUAUGUAUGGUUGCCUAUCCGCGUAUGCCUACGUUUCUUCAUAUUUUUGAGCUUCGCUAUCACAUCAUGAUAAAGAAAUGCUUAGAAUCAUCGAAACGGUUUUGUAUGGCAAUGCCUUUACGGCCUCAUAAUGAUGGACGCAAUGAGCAUCGUGAGUUAAGGAACGCUCGAGGUCAACGGCUCUUUUGUUCGGAAUAUGGAACUAUUCUUGAAAUCAUGCAAGUGGAACCCUUAAUUGAUGGCCGAAACUUAGUGGAGACUCGUGGCUCGUAUUCCGUACGCAUCAUCGAUUUCCGUGCCGAUGGUUUAUUUCCUAGAGUAAAAAUAGAGAAGCAUUUUGACACGCCUCUCCGAGCUACCCCUUUACAAUUUCCAGAACCAGAAUAUCUAUUGAUGUAUGGACACCUAAGCAAUGAAGAGCUGGUAAAUAGGGUUGAUGAUUUCUACAUGGAUGCAAGACGUACCUAUGUACACUGGGUAGUGCCUUUGAUAGAUAUAAAAGCCGAGGCAAGGAAUUCCAUUUCCGAUCUUUCAUAUAAAAUAACGAAUCUUCUUCCUAUCUCUGAAUUGGAAAAGACAAGAAUCCUUCAGGUUGACAACCCCACUGAUCGACUCGUUCUUGUGUUAAUCUGGCUAACACAGCUUCAGAAUAGUUGGUGGUAUCGAAUUGGAAGCGCUUGUACAAUUGCUUAGCGAUCAAAACUUCUGACUUUAUUUUUACUCUGCUUUUUUCUAUUACGCCUCGGUAAAUUUUUGGGACAUCUUUCACUUAGCAUUUUUCCUCGGUCUACUAUUGAGUAUGAAAAAUAAUUUGCUACUAAUACAGGUCAUUUUGUUUUAUUUUUUGUUUUUUUGUUCUUUUGAGCGGGCAACAAACAAGGUUGCCGUUGUCUUGACUUGAAUGACUAAUUCCUUUUUUUUUUUAAUUUCUCUAAAAUAAUGCAUUCAACCCAUACUAUUUAUUAUUCAUCUAUCUUAGCUGAUAGUUCGCCGUUUAUGUUUACGGUGAUGUUUCGUUAUUUUUGUUUGUUAGAAGAUUCCUGUAAGUACUGCUACGCCGUUAAUAAAUUUUUUUGAUAUUGGUUAAC